Protopterus annectens (West African lungfish) is the source of this 3713-nucleotide messenger RNA. RefSeq names its product ADAM metallopeptidase with thrombospondin type 1 motif 18 (gene ADAMTS18). The record is from RefSeq and is a predicted model, not a curated record. The coding region runs from base 1 to 2646 and encodes 881 amino acids. Gene Ontology annotation, biological process: proteolysis; extracellular matrix organization. Gene Ontology annotation, cellular component: extracellular matrix. NCBI's taxonomy places the organism in Eukaryota, Metazoa, Chordata, Ceratodontiformes, Protopteridae. Gene Ontology annotation, molecular function: metalloendopeptidase activity. The transcript is spliced from 18 exons.
AUGACCGAUGAUAAGGUGGGACUAGUGAUAACUCAUCAUGCAGAUCAUUCACUGAGCAGUUUUUGUCAGUGGCAGUCAGGCCUGGUUGGAAAGGAUGGAAAACGUCACGACCAUGCCAUUUUACUUACUGGUGUGGAUAUUUGUUCAUGGAAGAAUGAACCUUGUGAUACUCUAGGUUUUGCACCAAUUAAUGGAAUGUGUAGUAAAUACAGAAGCUGCACCAUCAAUGAAGACACAGGUCUUGGUUUAGCAUUUACUAUUGCUCAUGAAUCAGGCCACAACUUUGGCAUGAUCCAUGAUGGAGAAGGCAAUGCGUGUAAGAAGUCUGAAGGUAACAUAAUGUCACCAACACUAGCUGGGAACAAUGGUGUCUUCUCCUGGUCUUCCUGCAGCAGACAGUAUCUGAAUAAAUUUCUCAGUACAGCUCAAGCCGCAUGUCUUGCAGAUGAGCCCAAACAAAUUGGCCAGUAUAAGUAUCCAGAGAAACUUCCAGGGCAGUUGUACGAUGCUGAUACUCAGUGCAAAUGGCAAUUUGGAACUAAGGCAAAGCUGUGUUCAGUCGGCUUUGGAAAGGAUAUCUGCAAAUCCCUAUGGUGCCACAUAACAAACCACCGCUGUGAAACAAAGUUUAUGCCAGCAGCAGAGGGGACUGCUUGUGGUGCAAACAUGUGGUGUAGGAGGGGUCACUGUGUAAAAGUUGGAGAUCAUGGUCCCAAACCUAUCCAUGGACAGUGGUCAGUGUGGUCUGAAUGGUCUGUCUGUACCCGUACAUGUGGAGGAGGAGUUACCUACAAGGAAAGGUUCUGCAACAAUCCAAAGCCACAGUAUGGUGGACUUUUCUGCCAAGGCUCAAACAGAAUUUAUCAGCUUUGCAAUAUCCAAGCUUGCCAAACAAAUAGUGUGGAUUUUAGAGCACAGCAAUGUGCAGAAUAUAAUAGCAAACCAUUCAGAGGCUGGUUCUACAAGUGGAAGCCAUACACAAAAGUUGAAGAGGAACGUAUCUGCAAACUAUACUGUAUUGCUGAAGACUAUGACUUUUUCUUCGCCAUGUCCAACAAAGUAAAAGAUGGCACACCAUGUUCCGAAAAUGCAUAUGAUGUCUGCAUUGAUGGACUCUGUGAGCCAGUAGGAUGUGAUCAAGUUCUUGGUUCUGAUGCUACUUUGGAUGCAUGUGGUGUUUGCAAAGGGGACAAUUCAACAUGCAAGUUCAUCAGAGGACAGUAUUUAAAUCAACACAAAAACAGUGAUUAUUACACAGUGGUCACCAUUCCAGCUGGCUCCCGCAGUAUUUCUGUUCGUGAAUUAGAAGUAUCUGCUAGUUACUUGGCUGUCCGUAAUCUGAAGAAACAAUACUAUCUUACUGGAAACUGGGCAGUGGACUGGCCUGGAAAAUUUUCUUUUGCUGGGACUGUGUUUAACUAUCAGCGCUCCUUCAACCAGCCAGAAAUUUUACAUUCCGCUGGUCCAAUUAACGAAACUCUGGUCUUUGAAAUUCUUCUGCAAGGGAAAAAUCCAGGUGUUGCAUGGGAGUACACAGUAGCCAAGGCACGGAUGGACAAUAUGACUCUACAAAGACACAAUUACACUUGGCUGACUACACAAUCUAGUUGUUCAGCUUCAUGUGCUGGUGGCAUUUUUGUCACAAAGGCAAUGUGUGUUCGAGAUUUUCUCACGCCAGUGAAUUCUUCCUCUUGCAAUCUUCAGACAAGACCAUCCACUGGGACUAAGACUUGCAAUAAUCAUCCUUGUCCAGCAAUGUGGAGUACAGGUGAGUGGGGUUUAUGCAGCAAAUCUUGUGCAGGAGGACAACAAACCCGCCAGAUUCAGUGUGUUCGUAAAGUAAUAUUCGAAAAGGAAGAGAUAGUACCGCACUCUCUGUGCCUUGGAAGUGCACCAACACAGAUACAGACUUGUAAUAACCAAGCGUGUCCUCCAGAGUGGGGUACUGGAGCAUGGUCACAGUGUACAAAAUCUUGUGGAAGAGGAAUCAGGAAGCGUGAUGUCUACUGCCAAAGUUUCAGUCAUUCCUCUAAGUCCAACAUGUUGCCAGAAAACAUGUGUAGGAAGGAGUUAAAACCAGCAGUUCAGGAAACAUGUGUACUACGGCGUUGUCCGAAGAAUGACAGACUACAAUGGGUGACAUCAUCUUGGAGUGAGUGUUCGGCUACCUGUGGAUCUGGUACAAGAACACGAGAACUACGAUGUGGAGAAGCAGACGGUCAUGGCAAAUAUGUGUACUAUCCUCAGAGACGCUGCCGCAGCAUACAAAAACCGAGAGUUGAACUGGAACAGAAAUGUGAAAUGAAAACCUGUUAUUUACCAUCAGUGACAAAAUCAUUCAACAGUGCUCUUUCGGGAUGGUAUACUUCUCCAUGGCAACAGUGCACUGUGACAUGUGGAGGAGGAGUUCAAACAAGAACAGUACAGUGUCUGAGACAGGGACAGCCAUCAGUAGGUUGCCUGCAUCAGAAACCUGCAACAACUCGAGCAUGUAAUACAAACUUCUGUCCACCUCCAGCUUCUAAAGAUGAUUUAUCUUGUGUAGAUUUCUUCAGCUGGUGCCAUCUUGUUCCUCAACAUGGACUUUGCAAUGAUAAGCGUUAUGGAAAACAAUGUUGUAAGUCUUGUUCAAGGAAACACCUAUAAGAUCCAUGGGUUCAGAGACAUAGUAGUGUCAGGUCCAAAAUAUGGAGCUGUCCAGUUUUACUCAAGGAUCGGCUAUAACAACAUGUUGAAUCCCUUCAGAAAAAUCUAUAGAACGUGCAUCAGUAUGAGGGACUCGACUGGUUGUAGAACAGGAUUUGUCUCGUAGCACUUGAACACCCAAAACAAAAAAAACAAUAUUUCAGCUCAUAAAAUUGUAAUGGAACUGUAAACGAUUUCAAGAGAGUGCAAGUGCUUCUCAGUGUUGACUAAGUAAGAAGCUUUGAAAGCUUGAACAGACAAUGGAACAAUUUACUUCAGUCAACUGGAUAUCUUAAGUAAUUCAGCUUUUACAGUGAACUGUUUGUGAACAGAAAUGAGAAAAUGUGUUGUUCAUCUCUUAAUCAUCCUCAUGUUAGCUUCUGUAGUACUUCUUAAACUACACCCAGAAACUCUGAUAAAACUUGCCUUUUGCAUUCCUAAAUGAGCACCCCUAUAUUGCUUUCCUAACUGACUGAAAGAACACAUGUUGAUUCUAGGUUGAAAGUGCAGGAGAACUCAGCAUUAGCCACUUUAGAGGGCUGACCACAAGGUAGAAAUUAAUUUGUGUUUCUUCUGUUAUACAAACUGCAGCAUUCUGAUAUUACUUAAUUUAUGUGAGGUGCUUCAGCACUGCAAUGGAAGAACCAUAUUUGUAAAAUGCUUUAUUGAACUGAUGUUAUGAAUUUCCAGUCUGUAUUAUUAUUAUUAUUAUUAUUAUUAUUAUUAUUAUUAUUAAUACUCUACAUAAAGAGUGCAAUGCCCAGCCAGAGUCAUAUUUAUUGCUUUCUUCCACUGCUUCUCCAUUUUACAUAAAUUACAAAACUGUACAAAAUGUUUUUGUAGAAUGCUUUGAAAUUUGUAUAUAUGUCUGACUGCUGAGCCUAUACUUAAACACAUUUUAAAGUACUCUUCAGUGCUCUUGAACAAUAAAUUAUACACCAAAGGCUUGGCAAGUGUAUGCACUGUAAUGGUGAAUUUGUCUAAGUUUAGUGUUGUAUAAAAAUGUGUCUUUUAUGUAGGGUAUUUUC